Messenger RNA from Branchiostoma belcheri (Belcher's lancelet), 1954 nucleotides. Its product is annotated as solute carrier family 2, facilitated glucose transporter member 12-like. Gene Ontology annotation, cellular component: membrane. The record is from RefSeq and is a predicted model, not a curated record. Gene Ontology annotation, biological process: transmembrane transport. Lineage: Eukaryota; Metazoa; Chordata; Leptocardii; Amphioxiformes; Branchiostomatidae. The transcript is spliced from 15 exons. Bases 1 to 1923 code for a protein of 640 amino acids. Gene Ontology annotation, molecular function: transmembrane transporter activity.
AUGGAGAGUCAGGAAUCAUCACUGGUGGAGUCAUCCAUUCAGGGCCUGCUGAGUGAUAUGGACACCACAGAAGAUAAGGAUGGGGAGGCUAUAGAGAUGGAGGAGUUACAGCACAGGCAGGAGAACAGGACCUAUGACGGCAUCACUACAGGUUAUGUCCUCCUGGCUUCUGUGAUGGCAGCAUUGGGAGGAGUGUUGUUUGGAUAUGACAUAGGGAUUGUAUCAGGUGCCCUCCUGCAGCUCCGGGAAGAACUGCAGCUGGGCUGUUUCCAGCAGGAGAUGGUGGUCAGCUCCAUGCUCAUGGGCGCUGUGAUUGGCUCACUCACUGGGGGGUUUAUAGUGGACAGAUUUGGCCGGAGGUCGGCCAUCAUUGUGAAUGCUGGUGUGUUUGUGUGUGGAGCCAUGACCCUGGCUCUGGCACAGUCUUAUGCAGUACUGGUGACAGGGAGGCUAGUUGUAGGGUUUGCAGUCUCCCUGUCUGCCAUAGCAGAGUGUAUCUACAUCUCUGAGAUUGCUCCUUCGAGUAAACGUGGUAUGCUGGUGUCCUUAAAUGAACUGGGCAUCACCCUGGGUAUCCUCGUGGCAUAUCUGGUCAACUUUCUCUUCAUCAGUGUUCCAAAUGGAUGGAGGUGGAUGUUCGGUCUGUCCUCCCUGCCUGCCAUAGCCCAGGGACUGGGGAUGGUGUUCCUGCCUCCCAGCCCGAGGUACCUCAUCAUCAACAGGCAGGAGGAGAAGGCUCAGCAGGUUCUGAGGCAGCUAAGAGGCAGCAGUGUGGAUGUGGAGCUGAACAACAUCAAAAACUCCCUACAGACGGAACAGAAAUUUGGUGUGUUUGACCUGUUCAGGACUGCAGGCAACAUGAGGGGGAGGAUGGUGAUUGGAACAGGAAUUGUCUUCUUUCAACAGUUCACAGGGCAGCCCAAUGUGCUGUACUAUGCACCCACUAUCUUCCAGCUGGUUGGCUUCCAGAGUAACACAGCAGCCACCCUGGCAACUGUUGGACUCGGUAUUGUGAAGGUCCUGUCCACCAUUGUGUCCCUCUGCCUGGUGGACAGAUUUGGGCGUCGCAAGUUCCUCCUGGCCGGUGCGACUGUCAUGGCGGUGAGCAUUCUCAUCCUGGGCGUCAUCACACACUCCUUCCCAGCCAGCGAGUUCAAAAGGCCAUGCGAGAGCGGAAACGACACCUUACCAGGAUCCACACACACCAGGGACGUUAUCUUUCCAGCGACCUUGUUUGAACCCACGUUAAGAUACGGAAAUACAGUCACGUCUCCAGUAACUGUUCGAGGAAUUCGUCAGAAGAGCAAGAAAAACUUCAUCUGGACCUCAGGUGUGGACUUGAUGAGUGGAUCAGGAGCUCAGCUUAUAAGGAGAGUUUUGCGGAAGCAUCCAAACGCAGUUUCGAGUGUAGAGUUUGUCGGUAAUGAGACAGAAGAUGGGACAGAGUUGGAGGUGAUGGUACCAGACAGUGCCAAGGGGAUAUCACUGCUCACACUGAUGGUGUUUGUGGCUGCGUAUGCCUUUGGCUUCGGCCCAGUAUCGUGGCUGGUGCUGAGCGAGAUUUUCCCCGUGAAUGUCAAAGGUCGUGCUGUGGCCCUCACUACGGUGCUGAACUGGGGAACUAACCUGGUCAUCUCCCUGUCUUUCUUAAACCUCGUGGAGUCUGUGGGUAUAUCUGUGGUGUGCCAGGGGUAUGCAGUGAUGGGCGUGAUUGCUGCUGUCUUCAUCCUACUGGUGGUUCCUGAGACCAAGAACAGGACUCUUGAGCAGAUCUCUCACGACCUGGAAACUCGUUCUGUCUGCGGGCGGUUGAACCAGUGGCUCGCCUGUUGUCGGGGAGGCCUCAGCAGAAGGCGGCACGCGUCUGUCCGGAUAGAAGACUCUGUCUACAGUCCCAUCCACAGGGAGCCCAUGCACCUCUAACUCCAUCCACAGGGAACACAUGCACCUCUAA